AAGCUUACCGUAUUUCCUGUCCCUAUUGUUUUACUCUACCCCAGAUAUAUUGUCACCCUUUCAUGCCAGUCCUCUCCCCUCCCCCAUCCCCUCCUUCAUCCGCUCCUCACGCUUUGCUCUUCGCCCUUCGGGGGUCCCCUGCUGCGGUGGGUCGGUCGAGACGGAUCAUGAUCUAGUCCGCUGAAGCUAGGGUAGCAACAACCAACCCUCCCCCCCCAUCAACCUACCUACCUACCUUGCCCUGCUACCCUUCCCCUCCCUCUUCCUCCUUCUCUCCCCACAUCCCCUGUUUCCACUCCUCCCUUCCUCCCUUCCUCCCUUCCUUUCCUUCCCUAUCAUACUCCCCCUUCUUCUCCCCUCCCUUCCACCCCCUCACUCAACCACACGUCCUCCGGCUUCACCAUCACGAGUGUUCGACAAGCCUCUGGCGUCAUCGCCACAGUUAUUCAACCAUGGAUACCCUCCCGCCAGAAAUUCUUCACAACAUCCUGAAGCCGGAGAAUCAUUGCGUUACCGGCACCCCCUUCGGUUCAAGGUUCAAUGGAUCUUAUUUGAGAUUGCGUCUUGUCUGCCGUACUUUCAGUGAUAUUAUUGCGCCGCACGCAUUUGCCAGCCUUUGCAUCACCGACGAUGAAUGCACCCUAGAUCGCCUAUCCAACAUUUCCAAACGCGCAAAUCUUGCCCCUUUGUUGAAAUCGUAUCUUUUUCGCUUCGGCGAGCCUCGCAGCAUUGCACGUACUUCAUCCCUUUCCAUCCCACCUCAAUCUCACUAGACAUGCAUAAUGACAGAGUAGUAGCCACCACGAUGAAGGACUACCUGAAGGUUAUUUCCCUGCCUAAAGAGUUGUAUGCGGAGACUAUGUCGGCGCACACUGAAGCAUGCCGUCAACAAAUUUCUCACCUCACCCGAAUCCUGAAUUUUCAAAUGUCGGGGGAUAUUGAGAGGGUUCAUGUAAAGCUUCUCUCCGAGUCUUUCCCGAACCUCCAAACUGUUGGCAUCACCGUUCACCCUGCCCAAACGCUCUCCGACAUACUGCCCAACCUGAACAUUACGAGUAGCCAUAACGGCAGCAGCAAUUGGGGGCCGCUUGUCUUUCGCGCUUUUCUCAAAGGCCUCUCCCUCCGUGCCGAGUCGACCGCCGGGUUAAAGCCCAUCACCACUGUUUCCAUACAGGGUCUGAUUGCGGACUGCCUGUUUCUCUCUGGCGACUUUCUCGACAAGGCGUCAGUUGGGAUGAGGGCUAUCCGAGAAGCCAGCCUCUCCAUGACAAUGGCGCAGUCCCUUCAUGAUGGCACGACUCCAAGCUGGCUCUACCCCGUCGGUCGGUUGCUUCGCGCCUCAGAGGACCUUAAGCACCUAAACCUCAGCACCAUCGCCUAUUCCAGGCUAAAUUCUCUGAUGCAUUUCACCCCUAUCAUCUCGGGGCCGACAAAAACCCCGACGGUUCAUCACUGGAAACACCUCACUAAGCUCUUCCUCCAGCACGCCUUCAUUCCCCGUGAGCUCUUCAAAAACUUUUUAACAAUCCACAAACAAACACUUUCGCAAAUCCUUUUGCACAAAUGCGACAUUAUCGACCAUGAUCGCGUCUCAAUGCCCAUGCAUGCCAACUUUUUCAAUAACCCGGACCCGCAGGAAUCCCACCCGGCGCCCUGGAUAGACAUCUUCCGCCACCUUCGCUCAACGAACAAACCAGUCCUGGCCAGCCUCUCACUAAAGUACCUUUCGGAAGGCAGAAUAGCGCACGAACACCACCUCCGCCAGUCCCAAGUCCGCGAGUGGCAAAAGUGGAUAAUGCAAUCCCCGAACGAAAACAUUCCAGAACCCCCAGUGGAUGUAGACCCUGAACAGAACCCGGAUGUGGUAGACGGGGAGUUCGGCUACGAGGAUACGCACUGGUGUCAGGAGUGCAGCCAGCUCAGCUAUGACAGCGAUAGUGAUGACGACGGGAUUUUCGGAAUCGGGUAUCCGCCGUUUGGGUGGCCUGGGGGGUUCGACCUUGAUGAUGACGAAGCAGAUCCGGAUGAUGAAGACGAGCAGGAGUUGGAUGAAGGCGAUGAUUAUGAUGAGGAUGUGGAGUAUGUGCUUCAUAAUCACUUUCACCAUCACCAUCACCACGGGAAUCCGGACCUGGGGAUUUGGUGA
Molecule: messenger RNA, 2146 nt
Organism: Tuber aestivum (summer truffle)
Lineage: Eukaryota; Fungi; Ascomycota; Pezizomycetes; Pezizales; Tuberaceae
Source: the annotation of a GenBank genome assembly